Molecule: messenger RNA, 3180 nt
Organism: Mugil cephalus (flathead mullet)
Lineage: Eukaryota; Metazoa; Chordata; Actinopteri; Mugiliformes; Mugilidae
Product: un-named hu7910
Exons: 28
Coding region: 234-2633 (799 amino acids)
Biological process (GO): peptidyl-aspartic acid hydroxylation
Cellular component (GO): endoplasmic reticulum; membrane
Molecular function (GO): peptidyl-aspartic acid 3-dioxygenase activity; protein binding
Source: RefSeq, a predicted model, not a curated record
AGGAGGAGGAGCCUCUUUCUCUUGUGGCAGCUCAGUCAGGAGCUGCAGUCGGUAGUCGUCCUCCUGCAGUAGUUUGUUUCCUGGUGAUCGGUGGUUUUUGACUUUUCUAACUCUGGGAUUGUUGUAUCUCUCCAUCACCUCAUCCAUUCACUUUUUAAGCUGCUUAUUUGCAUGUUCUUAAAGUGCACUGAAAUCUUUUUAUAAAUAGUUUUGGGUCCAUCGUUGACUUGUCCAUGCAGCGCUAUCACCACUAUGGCCCAGCAAACUCCUCCUCCUCCUCCUCGUCUUCUGUGCCUCCUGUAGAGGAGAUCCAGGCCUACAGCGAAGAGGAGGUGUAUGAGGAGGAAAUGCAGACUGUGGUGCAGGAGACAGGGGAAGUAAAUAAGAAGGAAGUCCCACAGCAACAGGAGGAAGUUCAGUCUGUAGAGCAGGAGGCAGAGGGGAAGACGGCACCGGUGGAAAGCAAGAAUGGAAAGAGGACAGAGGGAGGAGGAGGAGGAGGAGGAGGAGGAGGUGGAGAUGCAGGAGGAGGUUCCAAAUACUCCAUGUUUACCUGGUUUGUGGUGCUGGCUCUGCUGGGCGUCUGGAGCUCUGUGGCCGUGGUCUACUUCGACAUCGUGGACUACGACACUGUCAUCGCCAGAGCUAAGGAGUUUCGUAUGAACUUUUCUGAAGUUUUACAAGGUAAACUCACGGCUUACGACUCCGAUGGUGACGGAGACUUUGACGUGGAAGAUGCUAAAGUUCUGCUCGGACUGAAGGAAGCAAUGGCGCCGAUAGCGCGAGAUUCACCUGCGGAGGAAACAGUUAUGAAAACCGAACAAACCAGUGGAAAUGAAAGAGCCAAUGAGCCGACGGAGCACGAGGCCACGUCGACUGAGGAGACGUCUCCAGGUUCAGAAAUCUUUCCGGCGUCUGUCCUCGAUGAUCCAGUCUCUGGGUCUCAGGACGUGGAGUCUGAAAUCCAAGCUGCUGUUCCUCUUCCUUCACUGGUGGACGAAGACUUUGUUCCAGAUGAUCCUCGAGACAGUGCUCGUCCCUACGAGGAAGAAGACGCUAAGAUCGACUCCACGGGGGCUCUGGUGGAGGAGCCUCAGCCUCAGGAGAGUAAAGUGGAGUCGGGAGAACAGCUGACGAGCUCCAAAGUCACUCAGGAAGCAGUGGAGUCGGGAGAACAGCUGACGAGCUCCAGAGUCACGCAGGAAGCAGAGGUGGAAGCAGAGAAACAACCCGAACCUGAACCUCAGAGCGAAACGUCCAAGGAUCCAGAGAUCGUCCCCGAGUCUGAGGCAUCAGCAGAGAAACCGGCUGAAGAGAAGCUCAAAGAAAAAGCCAAGAAGAAGAAACCAAAACUAUUCAACAAAUUGGAUAAAACCAUUAAAGCUGAAAUUGAUGCAGCGGAGAAGCUUCGUAAGAAGGGGAAACUGGAGGAGGCGCUGAAAGCCUUCGAGCUGCUGGUUCAUCAGUAUCCUGAGAGUCCGCGAGCUCACUACGGGAAAGCCCAGGUGGAGGACGACAUGGCCGAGAAGAUGCGCAGCAACGACAUGCUGCAGAGAGCCAUCAACACCUACCGGGAGGCGGCCGAGCUCCCGGACGCGACCCCUGACCUCCUGAGGGCCGCCCUGAAGAGACGGGCCGAGAGGCAGCAGUUCCUGGGGCGGAUGCGCUCGUCUCUGGUGACUCUGGAGAAGCUGGUUCAGGUGUUUCCGGACGACAUCGGCCUUCAGAACGACCUGGGCGUCGGCUACCUGUUGCUAGGCGACAACAAGGGCGCCAAAAAGGUCUACGAAAAGGUUCUGGCGGUUGCCCCCGACGACGGCUUUGCCAAGGUGCACUACGGCUUCAUCUUGAAGUCGGAGAACAAGAUCGCGGAGAGUAUACCAUACCUGAAGGAGGGUUUGGAGUCAGGUGAGCCGGGAACAGACGACGGACGUUUUUAUUUCCACCUCGGAGACGCUCUGCAGAGGGUCGGAGACGACAGUGCGUAUCACUGGUACGAGCUGGGUCAUCAGCGAGGUCAUUUCGCCUCGGUGUGGCAGAGAUCUCUGUACAACGUGGACGGACUGAAGGCUCAGCCCUGGUGGGCGGCUAAAGAGACGGGCUACACCGACCUGGUCAAGAUGUUGGAAAGAAACUGGAAGACGAUCAGGGACGAGGCUCUGGCCGUGAUGGACCAGAACACCGGACUGUUCAUACCCGAGGAGGAAAACCUCCGGGAGAAAGGAGAGUGGGGUCAAUACACUCUGUGGCAGCAAGGGAGAAAAGCUGGAAACGCCUGUCAGGGCGUCCCGAAGACCUGCUCACUCCUGGAGAGAUUCCCUGAAGCUACAGGCUGCAAGAGAGGACAGAUUAAGUUCUCUGUGAUGCAGCCAGGGACUCAUGUGUGGCCUCACACCGGCCCAACCAACUGCAGACUGAGGAUGCACCUCGGCCUCGUCAUCCCCAAACGAGGCUGCAGGAUCCGCUGCACCAACCAGACCAGGGAGUGGGAGGAAGGUAAAGUCCUCAUCUUCGACGACUCCUUUGAGCACGAGGUCUGGCAGGAAGCCGACAGCUACCGCCUCAUCUUCAUCGUGGACGUCUGGCAUCCGGAGCUGACGCAGCACCAGCGCCAGACUCUGAGCCCGAUUUAGACCAGCCGAAACACGGCGGACGAACUGCAGGACCGGUAAGAGUUGCUGCGAUCAGACGGGGUUCUUCUUCUGUGGAUAAAAAACAAAACAAAACGCUGUUUUCCUGAGAGGACGCGUGAAUCUGACGGACUGACUGGUGUUUGUGGACGAACUGUUACGACUGUUGAAGAAUCACAUCAGACUGAAGGAAGGAUCUUUUCUCGGUCAUACUACUGACUUGACAACAAGCUCAACCCAUACGGUACCCUCCCUUCUUAAGACCUGGUUUAAAACCAGGUUCUGGGUUUGUUUUUUUUUUUGUUCUGUCUGAAAAAUGAAAUGAAACGUCCAAACUCUCCGACUGUUCUGGAGAUACUCGGUAAAAUGGUCAAAAGCUAAACCAAUAGAAUUAUUAGACCGUCUGAUAAUGUCUUAAGUUGGACCACUAUGCAUUCUUUCAGUUUAUCACUUUUGCACAAUAACACGAUGUUAGAAGAUGUUAAUGAAGAGGAUUUAUAUUUAUAUUAAAAAUAAAAAAAUGCAAAGAAAAAAAUGCAAACUAUAAAAA